CAGCCGAAUUAUAGUGAUUGCUUUGUCGUUUGUUUGCCCGGUUGCAUGAAAAGUCUUUGUGUGUGGUGAUCGAGCGCCGAGUAGAAAAGGAAGGAAAAUCUGUCGUUGCCGCACAAAAGAACGACAGGCCUAUAGUGAACGGUGAAAGUCUGCGCACUGUGAUUCGUCUCUGAAUGUAUCGUAUCGAGUACUGACUGACUGUUGAGUAGUGACUGAGCAGGUAGCAAUUGUCACCCAUCGCGCUCAUUGCGCCCAGUCGUCACUCGACGAUAGUGCGACAACGCGUUCGUCAUUUGUCGACUUUCCGUGUGAUACGUUAAAAUAAAUAUUUCGUUUACGACAAAUGGUGCGAUAAACGAAGAGCUACUUAUGCGACCAGUGCCGGGCACUUUGAGUUGUGCCGUCGCGCGUCUGCACGCCCGGAAGUUUAGAAUGGAUAAAGUAAACAAAUUCAUUCGGCCAUUAGGAUUCAGGCGUCGAACAAGAUCUGCCAGUAGCGUUGCAUAUCCAGACAAUAAAGCUCAAAGUGAUGAUUCCAGUAGUAAUUCUAAGGAUGUAGGAGUGUCUAGUAUUUAUCAUAGUGAUUCAGAUGAUAUAAGUGGUGCUCCACAACCAAUUCGAUUUGCUUUGCUGUCAAAACAUCUAAUGCAUUUGGAAUCAGAUUCAGUCAAUGAAAACUUUACCCCGGGAAGACCAUUCACUAGGAGAAAAAGAAAAUUCAAAAAGAUGAUUGUCGAUCCAGAUGUAAAGUUUCCAUCACAAAUGACUAGUAGUUGUUCUCAAAGUAGUAGCAGUGAGAAGAGAAGAACUACACGCCACUCAGCUAGUAUGCCAAGAAACUGCGGAUCAUUAAUAUUGGCUAUUGGUAAAAGAAAGCGCAGUAAUCGAGAAAUUAUAGCUGGCCAUCAGGGUACUUCAAAUAUCAAAUCAAUGGAUAUUGAUGUUGCUAGUAGCUCAAGUAGUAUUAGUUCCUCAGAAAGUGAAGCUGGAAUUUUUACUAAUGAUGAAGGAAGAGAAGGAGAUGAUGAACAGAGUGAUUGGGUUGGUAAUGCAUGUGGAGCUGGUGGAGUAACUGAUGAUGAUGCCGAACCAAUUAAAAUUGACUGUCAAAAACUAUUAUCUGUUAAUUUACAAAAUAACACUUUAGCUGAAGGAAGAGGGCCUGGGCGUAUGCCAAUAUGGCAUAGAAAUACUUUUCUUAAGAAAAGUGAUAGAGAAAUUCGUGGAGGCUUACGCAGAGUUCGAUCAGUUAAACCUAGUUUUUCUGUUUUAACUUCAGCUAACGAUAAAGUAUCUCGUUUCUUAAGGGAUCCUGCACAGUCUGAAUUAAGACUUCAUCCAAUGCCAAAAAACGAACAAGACCAACUUUCACAUUUAGCAGAAAUGUAUUCUCUUCAUAUGCAACUCAAUGACUCACCAAAAAAAGGAGUUACUCUGACCAAAACUGACAAUACAAUUCAAGUAGACUUAGAAGCUCCAUUUUCACAUCUUAAUCCAUCAAAAGAUCACAAAAGAAAGAAAUCUGCAUCUUCUGAAUUAAGUUUAGGCUUGCAAGCAUUACAUAAUCAAGCAUGGAUACCUUUAGUUCUAGAAGACAAGCCUUGUACAUCAUCUCAGACAGAAACUUCAAAUCAGAAUAAGUGAACAUUAUUAUAUAUUUGUGCCAACUAGUAGGCCUGAAACUAAUUGAAAAUGCAGCUUCAUCACGCUUUUUUAACUAUUUAUAUAUUAUAUAUAUAAAAAAAUUAUCAUUUGUUGACAUGUAAUUUGUCUACCAAAAAAGCAUGUUAUAUAAGACUAUAAGAGUAAUAUUGAUGAUUGAAACAGUCAUAAUUAUAUAUUGACUUAUUAAUUUACCAAUCAAUUUCAGUCAUUAUUUUUAAGAGAAGUUUAUCUAUUAUAUUUAAACUCGGAGGUCGAAAUACUCUUGACACUAUUACUUUCUAAAUUCUCAGUAUUCUAAACAUUCUAUUGAACUUUUUUCAUUGUUUUAAAUGUAAAGCUUUCUAAAACUACUCUUUAAAUUUACAAUAUUAUAAUGAUUCAUUUUAACCAUUAACACCUUAUGUACACUUUUAGGUAUUAUUUUUAUGUUACUAUUCCAUGUAUUUAUAAUCAAUAAAGUUUUAUCAUAUAAUUUACAUGUUCAUAUUUAUGAACUAUUAUGUAACUUAAUGUAUCUAUGUGGUCAUAAUUUCUUAGUUUAUAAGACGUAACAUCAUGAAAUCACCAUUAAAAUAUACAUUUUAAACAAUUACA
Messenger RNA from Myzus persicae (green peach aphid), 2259 nucleotides. Its product is annotated as G patch domain-containing protein 2-like. The transcript has 11 exons. Bases 370 to 1644 code for a protein of 424 amino acids. NCBI's taxonomy places the organism in Eukaryota, Metazoa, Arthropoda, Insecta, Hemiptera, Aphididae. Gene Ontology annotation, molecular function: nucleic acid binding. The record is from RefSeq and is a predicted model, not a curated record.